AUGGUGGAUGCAGAACUGCCACUGGGGCCUCUGGGCCGGCUUUGUUGUAACAGACGAGCACGUGCACGCGGUGAAAAGACAUCCGCAGGUGCACCCAUAAGCUCAACUGCUACGCCCUGCACCGAAGCCGAACCUGUGCAAAGUACAUCGGAUGCUCCAGAUGAUGGUUCCGAUGCGAGCAAGGAGGUCCCACACUCCGAGAGCUCCUGUCCUGAUGAGCGGCACUUGGGUCCAACCACAGGUGCUGCCGCAGGAGCCCACGGACCUCCCAACGGUUCCGCUGAAGGAGUGGAGGAGACUGGCAGCAGCGGAUACUUCUCCAAUUCCACCAGCAGCGAAAGUGAUAUGAGUGAUCCAUGCUUUUGGAAGCCGCAACGUAUUCAAAGCGAUAGCAGUGCUGCAUCAGCGACCAGUUCAGAAUUUCGCCAAGCUGAAGCUGAAAAGAAAGCUCUGGAAGAACUCAUGGGCAAGGUGCCGGUCACUGACUUUGGUGAACCAACAUCUCUGGGAAGCAUGAACCAUCCCGUGUCUUGCUCUCCGUGCAUGUUCUUCGCCAAGCCCUCCGGGUGCAUCCGGGGAUUGCAAUGUGAGUUCUGUCAUUUUCCACAUCAAGCGGCGGCUCGUCGACCUGGCCAACAGCCCAGGACGACCUCAACGGGAAAGGGUAUCUCGAAAUGA
Cladocopium goreaui is the source of this 678-nucleotide messenger RNA. Lineage: Eukaryota; Dinophyceae; Suessiales; Symbiodiniaceae. The record is from the annotation of a GenBank genome assembly.